GCAACGUCUAAUUACACACCACUUCUGUGAUCUGUUGCAAAAUGAUUCUCGUCCUGUUCUCCAGCACUUUUGUUGCUAUUAAGAACAAAAUAGUUAACAAAUUUAAUCAGAGGAAUAUAGUAGCAAUUUCAAUCUACCAAAACGUUUUUUAUUUCUACGACUACAGUUGAAAACGGUAGUUGAGGUCAUCAGUGGAUAACAGACCGAUGAAUAUUGAAAUAUUCAAGUUCAAGUUUACCAUUUUUUCAAUAUAUUGGGUGACUGUGAGUCGUGAAAUAGAUUUUGAUGUGGUGAGUUCCGAAAAUGUUGCCGCUGCCCAGGAUUAAGUCUGUUUAUGUUUCAGCCGCCCCAGCAAGCCUGUUGAUGUUCAUGGCGGGAACAUCAUGUUGUUGGUCAUCCCCAGAAAUACCGAAGCUUUUAAAUGCCACCACAAAUCCAUUCGAACGAGUUGUAACCGAAGAAGAAAUUUCCUGGAUUUCAUCACUGCUUACUUUGGGAGCCGUUACGGCACCUUUCCUAUUUGGCUUCCUUGCAGAUAAAAUUGGUAGAAAAUCAACAAUACUACUUGUUGGUGUUCCAUUUUUCAUUUCUUACGUCAUGUUGGCUACAGGAGAAGUGAUUGAGGUGUUCUAUUGCGCAAGGAUUCUAUCAGGAAUUGGAGUUGGAGGUACUUUCACCAUGGUACCCAUGUACAUUGGAGAAAUUGCUGAAAGUCGAAACAGAGGAUUGAUCAGCUGUUUAACAGGGGCUAUUUGCUCGUUUGGAUUGUUAUUUUCAGUAGCCUUGGGACCAUUCAAAACAAUUCAAUAUUUUAACACAGUUCUAGCUAUCCCACCUCUAUUAUUCUUAAUUAUCUUCAGUAUACUUAGUGAAGAGAGUCCUAUAUAUUUAAUAAAAAAUCAAGAAAUUGAACAAGCCGAAUCAGUUUUACACAAUUUGGGAAGGACACUAGAAGCCGCAAAGAAGGAAAUCCUGGAGAUUCAGAGUGGAUAUGGAAAUAAAGAAGAUACAACUAUAAACUACAAAGAAAUGUUCAGAUCAAAACCUUUUAUCAAAGGAACAAUUUCGUCAUUGGGACUAUUAAUUUUCCAGCAACUAUCCGGAAUAAAUGCCAUAAUGUUCUACAGCCAGACCAUUUUUGAACAAGCCGGUACCAAAUUGGCACCACAGUUUUGUGUGAUUAUUCUAGUGAGUGUACAAUUUGUUAGCAGCUUCAUAGUUUCAUUUGUCGUUGACAGAUUUGGUCGAAAAAUAUGUUUGUUAAUAUCAGCCGUUGGAAUGAUAGCUUCCAAUGCACCUCUAGCUAUCUACUGCCAUCUCAGGAGCUCCCAAAUAUAUGUAGAAAGUUAUUCCUGGAUUCCAGUGUUAACACUCACUACGUUCAUAAUAUUUUUCAAUUUUGGUUAUGGCCCAUUACCAUGGACGAUUUUAGCUGAAAUGUUCUCAACAAACUACAGGUCCUUCGCAGCAGCUUUGGUGUCAACACUUUGUUGGUUAGUAUCAUUUUGGGUGACGAAAUAUUUUGGUUUGGCUGUAGCUACGUUUGGAUUGGGAAACGUAUUCCUAUUUUCCACCUUUAGUUGUUUAUUAGCUGCAAUAUUUUCCAGUUUCUAUGUUAUAGAAACAAAAGGUAAAAGUUUGAAUGAAAUACAAGAAAUGUUGGAUAAAUGAUUUGGGGUACAACAAACAUCAAAACUCUAAUGUACAAUGAACAAAACUUUGAUAUAACAAAAUUUUGAAGAUACCAAAUAAUUUGCAAAUUGUAUAUCUGUUAACAACAAUUGUGAGAAGUUGUAGUGUUCUACCUGACAUCAGUUUCAUUAGUUCAAUUGAUCAGAUAUUAUAUACAAAUCUGAUGAUAUUUGGAUAUAGUGAUAAUAUAGAAUUGUUAUUCAAAUAUUUUAGAGAACAAAAAGAAAUCUUAUAAUUUAAACAACAAAAGUCGAUUAUUUUUCAAUUCUCAUAGGAAAACAUUGGGAACAUAGCUUUUUGUACUUUCUUCAGAAAAAUGUUCAAUUUUCUCUACACUUGUGAGAGCUAAGAAGUAUUGUUGAGUCGAUAGAGUAGUCUCAUAAAUUAACUUAAAUCCGAUCAAAUGCAACUUCUUUCCAAAUAGAAAUUGAUAUUUGUAUAAAAACUCUUGUUUUAUUCAAUACUGUUAAAUGUAAAGUAGAAUAAAAAUGUACUGAACAAUAAUAUAAGAUUGAAUAAAUAAACAAUGUACUUCUUAUA
Molecule: messenger RNA, 2232 nt
Organism: Diorhabda sublineata
Lineage: Eukaryota; Metazoa; Arthropoda; Insecta; Coleoptera; Chrysomelidae
Product: facilitated trehalose transporter Tret1-like
Exons: 6
Coding region: 304-1671 (455 amino acids)
Biological process (GO): transmembrane transport
Cellular component (GO): membrane
Molecular function (GO): transmembrane transporter activity
Source: RefSeq, a predicted model, not a curated record